AUGGGGACGGAUGUCCCAGCAGUCACGACGGGGACGGCGACAGCGACGGAAGAAGGAGAGCCUGCCCCCGCGGCGACGGCGAGGAUGGCGGCCGCGAGGGAGGCUGGGACUUCCACCCGGGGAGUCCUAGCGGAGGUGGCGGAGGUGCCUGCUCCAGAGGCCCCGAUGGGGGCGGAGACGCCUGCCUCGGCGGUCGCGACGGAGGGCGUGGCGGCCACGGGGACGCUCGCUCCGGCGGCUGCGUCGGAGGCAGUGGCACCGACUGGCGGGCCCGCGGCGGCCUCGACGGGGGCACGUACGCGGGCGCCGGGACCGUCGGUGAGCCCGGCGAGUUCCGGGAUGGUGGAGCCCGUUUUGACGGCGGCGUCAGGGUUGGCUCCCGCCUCUGCCUCGGCCACUCCCGUUCCCAAGGCGUGGAGAGGGUCCAUCCUGCGUUGGUCAUCUCGUGAUGACCCGUCGAGACACCUCUUCACUUUGGAUGACGCCACGGAAUGGCGCAGGUGGCAGGCGAUGCAGGGCGGCCUCGCUAACGCCCGCACGGCUCUGUUCUCGGCAUUGGGGGAGCUGGACAGCGUCGUCCUCCCUAGUAGCCAGGUUGCCGCCGCCCAGCAGGUCAUCGACGAUCUGCAGAGGCGCGAGCGAGCGGCGCAGGAGGAUGCGCGGCGGGCGGUGGCCAAGUUCCAAGCCAUCGUUGAUCAGGCUCGCCUCGACCGUGAGGAGCUCCAGGCCGCUACUGCCAAGAGGGCCCGCCUUGAUGCCGAGGAGCUCACGCAGCUGAGGGGAGAUUUCGAUGCCCUUCAGAAAACUGUCGAGCGUAUCCGGCGCGAGCGGCAAAAGGCUUGGCAAGAGCGGGACUUCGAGGUGGCCCGGAAGGGCAAGGUUGAGAAGAUGGCGGCCGAGCUUGGUGCGGAGGUUGGCCAGUUCCAAUCGCAAGUGCAGGGGCUCCAGACCGCUGUUGCCCAGGGGGUCGACCGGGAGCGUGAGCUGAAGGCCUGGUCCGAGGGUAAGAUUUCCUUUCGUUUCUUUAUCUCUGUGGUGUUGCGGUGGUUUCUGAUUUUGGUGGGCCCUUCUGGGUGGUCCUUGCAGAUGAAAUCGCCCGACUGA
Setaria italica (foxtail millet) is the source of this 1104-nucleotide messenger RNA. RefSeq lists its product as uncharacterized. The record is from RefSeq and is a predicted model, not a curated record. The transcript is spliced from 2 exons. Lineage: Eukaryota; Viridiplantae; Streptophyta; Magnoliopsida; Poales; Poaceae. The coding region runs from base 1 to 1104 and encodes 367 amino acids.